UCCCCAUACGUACCCAUUUUAGGUGAUUGUCCCUUCAGGUGCUCAUCAUGAUUAUGUUUAAUUUCCCCUGCAGGUGUCUAACUCACAGAUCAACGGGGUUAUAGAGAGAUCUCAGAUGAGACAACAACAUGGCCGGCAUAAACUUAUCGUCCGUUCGAAUCCCUGCUCUUGUACGGAACUUGAACGACAUGCGAGUCUCAGGAUCCUUGACUGACGCCAGACUGCAUGUUAACGGCGUGACGUUCCCUGUUCAUAGGAACGUCCUGGCCGCAGGCAGCCCGUAUUUCGCGGCUAUGUUCACCAAGGGGCUGCAAGAAGCUCGGCAGGAAGACAUUUCCAUCUACGGUGUUGGUCAGGAAGCCAUGACUCACGUUUUAGACUUCAUUUACACCGGGAAAGUUUCACUGACUGGUGACUGUUUCGAAACAGUACAAGACCUUGUACAAGCUUCGGACUUACUUCAGGUCGUUGACCUUCACCGUGCAUGUGAAGAGUGGUUGGUUCCGCGGGUCAUCCCGGCUAACUGCGUCUCUCUUUACUUCCUGGCGCGCACCUACAACUGUCAGGAGUUAGCUCAAGCAGCCCGGUGGACGCUUGUUUCUGACUUCACCGACGUGAGCAAGAGAAGCGAGUUCCUCGAUCUAGAACUGUCCCAGGUUAUAGAGCUUGUAUCAGACGACUAUUUAGGUGUGGAUGAUGAAGGGUUAGAUGUUUUCGAAGCCGUGGUGAGAUGGGCAGAGCACAACAGCGCAGGCGGAGAAGUUGUUGCCAAACUCAUGAAACACGUGAAGCACAACGCCAUGAGGUCUCUGUGCUUACGGCAGAAGAUACUAGAACACCAGGUGUUGGGAGAUUGUCCAACUUCUACACAGCUGUCUAAUACAGCUGUCCAGGUGCAAGGUGGCCUGAGUGAUGCCGCAGGUGUAUUGAGCAACCCACAGUCUCUAGGAUUCACCCCACCCUUCAAAUUCUGUACGAGGAGGUCCGACGCCAUCGUGUCUGUGUGUAAAGACCGGGAGUCUGAAGACCCGCAGUUAUAUGAAACCCGUACAAAGAUUAAGUAUCGCCUUCCUAAGCCCUACACCGCCUCUGGUUUCAGUAUCAUCGUGUCACAGGAUAACAAACUGUACGUAGCCGGUGGACUUAGGAAGAGUCUAGCUGUAAAGGAUCAAGAUACAAACAUUAAUCUCUAUGCCUGUGCACACUUCUAUGUCUAUGACGGUAUUCACAACAAAUGGUGGAUGAAAGCCUCCAUGCAUGUUAGCAGGUUCGACUUUGCACUAGCCAGUGUUGGUAGUCACGUGUACGCUAUUGGCGGUAAGCGCCAUCCUCAUGGCAAAGCGUUGUCGGAUGUAGAAAGGUACCACCCAGAGGAAAAUACUUGGCAUAGAAUGGCCCAGCUUCCCAAUGGUUUAAAUGGACACCACGCUGUUACAAUAGAAAGCAACAUUUACGUCUUGUGUGGUUUCGACAGUCCGAGAAGCAAAGAUGUACUCUGCUACCAGACGUUGACCAACACGUGGACAAACGUUGCACCGAUGCCUGCUAUCAAGAGAAUCGCCGGCGCAACAGUUUUCUGCGGGAAGAUCUACACGAUCCUGUCGUCAUGGAAGAAUUCAUCAUGGAAACCGACAACCAUGGCGAUGUAUGACCCCGAGACGGACCGGUGGGAGGAGUAUGAACAGUUCGUUCCAGAGGAGGUAGAAGUGGUGGAGGGGCCGGUGGCUGGGGAGGACAGGCUGUAUCUGUGCUGUACGCGAGAUUUGUACGUCUUGGAGCCAACAAGUGUUCUGUGCCCGCUGGACCAGUGGGGUCUUUACGAUAGGAACGUUGUCCCGCGUCCAGGACAGGCAAGCCUCCACUGUAUGAUAGGAUACGUUCACAACGACGGAUUAAACGCCAUCACCGUUGAUGAUCAAAUUAGGUCUACAAAGGAGCAAGCUUGACGACAGCAACAAACUGUUGUUGAUCACAUG
Molecule: messenger RNA, 1976 nt
Organism: Branchiostoma floridae (Florida lancelet)
Lineage: Eukaryota; Metazoa; Chordata; Leptocardii; Amphioxiformes; Branchiostomatidae
Product: kelch-like ECH-associated protein 1
Exons: 1
Coding region: 129-1946 (605 amino acids)
Molecular function (GO): protein binding
Source: RefSeq, a predicted model, not a curated record